GCGCAACAAUAGAGCAAGCGCUCGCGGGCGGUUCGGCGAAGAUUUCUAUCUCUUGGCAACUCUCGCUCUCUUUAGUGGCGCACAUGCAAAGUUGGGGCUGAGAGAAGGGGGGUCCGGACUGGGUUCGGCUGCCCGUUGAAGGCAGCUUUGGUUGGUGGGGCUGUAGCUGGAGGAAGGGAGAGGCAGAGGAGGCUGAGAAAAAUCAGAGGGCGGCUGAGACAGGAGCGCGGGCGCGAAUCAGGAAGUUGGAAAUUGUUGCACUCUGAAGUCUGAAACCUGGCGGGGGUCAGAGGAAUCCUCUGUCUCCUGCCACGGUUAGCUUGGCUUGGCUUGCCUGCGAUUGUGACAAGCUGGAAUCUUGGACAGGCACUGGGACCGCUGCGUCUCCAGGGGCUCGUGCGGGCUUCUGGCGGGACGGUGUUUUGUAAUAUUGGCAAGCGAAGGAGUGCAGCUGUUCUCCUUUCCUCGGAUUGUAGCAGGAGCGGUUGCCGUCGGGUUCCGCCGUAAGUUCUUGCCAGGGAAGAAAUCAGCGGGAGUGAGCUGGGGCGAGUUCUGCUUCGCCGCGUGGUUGAGAAGAGAUGGAAUGGCUGGGGAGUCAUUGCAUUGGUUUCGGAGCUUGGGGGCUUUGAUUCGUGGGGAGCAAGGAAGCCCCGACUUCCGCUACCCUAGGAUCCACGUUCCUUCUGGGGGAGAUUGAGCCAGAGCAACCAAGAAGGUCGGGGGCCGUUGUUUGUUUGCUUCCUCGAAGAGUAAACGCCCUUCCCCGAAGUUAGGUAACGCAGAUGCGUUCUAGAGGGGAGGGGGGGUGAUUGUGGAGGAAGGACUAAGACGCAUCAGACUUUUUUUGGAGGAGAAAAAGUUCUCGGUUUUUGUAAUUUGAACGGCUUCAGAGUGGCUUGGAGGGACACGGGCUAUUAGACAAGCUGAGCAACUCGUUGGCCUCUCGCGGAGGGUGGGGAGGCUGUUCCAGGAAGGGCCUGGCGUUUCCCUCGCCCCGUUGAACCCGCGGGAGUCUUGUUGAGGUAUUAAAGGAGCAUCGGUGGGGAGAGGGCCCUGAGCCUCCGCGUCUUCCCUGGCAGCCACGGCGGCAGUCCUUCUUGGUCGAGAUGGAACUGAGGUCUGAGAUGACCAGCGUCCCCACGGCGCCCUCUGCGGUGCCCCCCAGUUCGGUGGCGGCGGCGGCGGCGGCAGCGGCAGCGGCCAGCCUGCCGGUGAGCGUAGCCGGGAGCCUUCUGCGAGGCCCGCCGUUGCUCCUGCGAGCUGCCGAGAAGUAUCCGCGUACCCCCAAGUGCGCUCGCUGCCGCAACCACGGCGUGGUGUCUGCGCUUAAGGGCCACAAGCGCUACUGCCGCUGGAAGGACUGCCUGUGCGCCAAGUGCACGCUGAUCGCCGAGCGGCAACGCGUCAUGGCCGCCCAGGUGGCGCUACGGCGGCAGCAGGCUCAGGAGGAGAACGAGGCCCGCGAGCUGCAGCUGCUCUAUGGCACGGCCGAGGGGCUGGCCCUGGCCGCGGCCAACGGCAUCAUCCCCCCGCGGCCCGCCUAUGAAGUCUUCGGUUCCGUGUGCAGCGCCGAUGGAAGCUCGGGGGGUUCAGAAGUCAAGCUGCAGAAAUUUGACUUGUUCCCCAAGUCGCUUCUCACCAGCCGCUCCGUGACUCCUCAACAGAACAAGACUUUGUCGCCGGAUGGGACGGACGACGCGCCAGGCACCUCAUCCCCGGAGCCGACUCGACACAACUGUGGCUCGGGCUCGGAGAACGGCGACGGCGAGUCCUCCGUCAGCUCGCCAGUCUCCAAAGACGCCAAAGACGGCAGCGGGGGCGGCGGAGCCGAGGAGGAGAGCACAGGCUCCAUCAGCCCACUGGGCUCCGACUCGGGUUGCUCUGAGGCAGAACGGGACGAAGUGGGCGCUCCCUCGCCUGGUUUGGCUGUUGCUGCCGCGGCCGCCGUAGCGGGGAGCAGCCGGCAGCAGCGGACGCCGUUGGACAUCCUGACGCGCGUGUUUCCCGCACACAAGCGCAGCGUGCUGGAGCUGGUCCUGGCCGGCUGCGGCGGCGACGUGGUGCAGGCUAUCGAGCAGAUCCUUAACAACCACCACCACCACCACCGGGCAGCAGGCGGCAGCCCAGGCCGAGCACUUUCCGCCGCCUCUGGACUUAGCUCGGUAGGGCCGGACAAGGCGGGCGACGAGAGCUGGGCGCGGGCUCCUGGAGACGCGCCAGGGACCUUGGGUGGCCUGCAGCCUUCGUCGGCUGCCGGCACUUCGCAUCACCGCCCUCUUUUAGCCGGCGCCAUGACCCCGGCCAUCGGCGCGCUGGGCAGUCGCUCCGCCUUCUCCCCUCUGCAACCCAACGCUACCCAUUUCGGGACGACGGCUGAGGCCGGCGCCUACCCCUUAGGCACGCACUUGAGUUUGAGCCCGCUGCGCCUGGCUUACUCUGCCGCAGCGGCGCACAGUCGCGGCCUGGCCUUCAUGACCCCUUACUCCACGGCGGGGCUAAUGCCCACGCUGGGCUUCCGGCCGCCUAUGGAGUACGCCUUCAGCGACCUCAUGCGGGACAGAUCGGCCGCGGCGGCGGCGGCGGCGGCUGCUACCGCCGCCGCCGCCAGCGCGCACAAGGAGCAGGCGUACCCAAAUGGCCUUUACGGGCCCUUGGUGAAUAGCGCCCCAGACAAACAGUAGGCCGCAAAGCCGGUGGCUGGAUUUUCUAUGUACAUAUAUAUGCAUAGAGAGAGAUAGAAAUAUAUACGAUAUAAAUUUGUGCCCAAGCGCACAUCCGAGAGGUGCGCAAAGGGCAGCUGAGGCAGCGAAUUCUCGGAAGGCGGCGGGGGAGCGACCUGGUCUAACCGAGGGCUCGAUUCCCCGCCAGUAUCACAGCGGGUCUUAAACGCCGCUUAUCCUCAGAUAACGGUACGCACCACUUAGAAGUAUGUUCCCCGGAAAGUGAGGCAGCGGAGUAGUCCAAGGUUGGAGCUGAGGUGGUUGUGGUGGGGCUACAGCACUUUUCGCGGAGCAAAGGAGGAGAAGGAGGAGGAAGAGAAGGCGCAGUCUCCUCAGCAGCCGAGUGAACGGGACAUAUUACCAGUGAUUUAAGGCAGAAUUUUGCAAAAAUGUCAUGGCCCGAGAUAUGUAACGUGUCUAUGGGCAGCACUGUUGUCGAAUUUUUCUGUCGGUUUCUGUAAGUAACAGUGGGAAAUCACCUUGUCGCCCCCCCCCCCAGCCUUGGUUUCGCCUGACUUUUAGGUGAUGCGGGUUUCAUUUCACACUCAUUUGUUGGGACCACAAGUGAUCAAAUGUAUGAAACUUGGCGAACCUCUAAAGUGUGUUGAUUAAGCAAAAUGAGUAAAUUGCCUUUUUACUGUUAAAGUUGUCCCUCAUUAUUAUAUUUUGCAUAUAGCUGUAAACAUGGAUAUUCCCUCUUUCGGGCGGCAUUCCAUACUUCUAUCUGUAUCUCUAUACCUGCCAGUGUAUAGCAUAAUAUUAAAAAAUGGGAAUUUAAAUUAUUAAUGUAAUUUGUAGGUGAAGUUAUUAUUAAUGGUAAAUGAAACGGUUAGUCAGUUUUCAUUUUGGAGACACGUCAUCAUAGAGAUUAAACAUACUGUAAAAAAGAAUUAAUUCUUCGUUCUGUCUAUUCCCAGGAGAAAUUUAAUGUGUAAAUAAGGUUAAAAAGUAAAUAUAUUUGUAAUUGUCGUUUCCUUUGGACUCGAUCCAAAGGCCGUUGUUGGCCCGAAUUUAAUGAAUGAUCCAAACGAAAAUGCUGUCUGAUUUCAGCGUAACAAAAUUCUUGCCACUUCAAACAGGGUUUUUCUGAAUUUGUUUUUCCCUUCUGUUUUCAUUUCAUAGAAAACUAGAAAUAAAUAUUAUUUUGUAUUAAAACCUGCCACAGUAAUAACUUCUGCUGUUUCGUUUAUUUGCAGUACUUUAGCUUCUAAGGGCAAUUCCAAUUUAUAUCAAGUGAAGAACUGAUUUCAGAUGAUUUUUUCGGUAAUCCUGGCAGCUUCAAUUAAACUGGUCAAUCCAAUAAGCGAUUCUGUCAGUAAUAGGUAACCAAUUCUGCAGUUCAAAUACACAUUAUAUCAUAGUUACAAUGUUCUUACUGCAAGGGUUUUGGAAAUCUCUUUCAAAGCUAGAACAAUUUUUCCCGUAAAAGGUCAUGUUUAUAGUGGUGAACCUAAGACUGAGAUUCUGCAGAUGUGAAUUAUCCUGUCUUUUGAACUUGUGAAACACCAUUCCUGGUCUCCUUACCUGAGAAUAAGCCCAUUUAUAUUCAGUAGGAUUUAUUUUUGAACCAGUGCGAUAAUGUUUCAUUUGUGCAUAACUCUAUAAAAUAUUAUUUUACUGCUUUUGAUUAUGAUGGCAAAAUCCAGCAAUUUAAACCUGGGAUAUUAUUUGUCUCAAAUUUACCAAUAAGAGCAUCUAUUCCUCUUCCCCUGCAUUUUGAAAUUUACAUUCUACUUUUUAAUUUUCAAUCAGACAGGAACACACAUUGAAUUUCUGAUCUAGGAAGCUUCCUAGCUCUUGGCCAAUAGAUUGUCUAUAAGAAAACUGACUGACAAAGGACAGCGGAAAUUUUUAUUCAAGCCAGCUCUCUGGACACUUUUUGCUUUUUUAUAAAAGCUAAUUUACAGAACUCUGACAAGAUAUUUUUUCAUUCUGAAUGCUGCCUGGCCAUUACUAUUGGGAGUCUUUGGUACUAUAUAUCAAUUGAUAUAUCAAUCAAUAUCAAUAUAUAUAAUUGCCCUUCAUGGAAAGAAAUCCUAAUGGUCAAAAAAUCAUUCAGGACUUGGAGGAAGAAAACAAUAACCAAGACUCCCUUUUUUCUAUGUUGCUAAAUAAAGCUAUGAAGCAAAAGAGCUGGUAGGAAUCUCCUACUGUACCUCCCUAAGGAUAAUGCUUCUGUAGGCUGGAUUUUUCUUUUUGUCCUGUGGAGUGUUUGGCCCAGGAAAACUAUUACUCACAAAGAACAAGUUCAGUGCAUGGUUGAAUUAAGACAGUAAAAGCUCCUAAAAUUGGUUGGUAUGGAAACCUAAUCCCACCCAACUGUUCUGUAGCACAGCUGGACUGUUUACUUUCUCACUUCAAAUAUAACUGUGUAAACAUUGGCUUGAAACUGAGGGCUCUGCUUCUAUAACCAGUUCAUAUAAUGUUGUUGGAGAAAAUGGGACUUCCUUGGAGGUUAUGGGGAGAAAAUAAUAACAGUAAUAAAUAACAUUCUUGGUUAGGACUUUAACUGUUGUUUUUACCAAUCCAGACUGUGAAUCGAAUUGAAGAUUAAAUAUAAUA
This is a messenger RNA of Thamnophis elegans (Western terrestrial garter snake), 5282 nucleotides long. It is a transcript of the gene DMRTA2, whose product is annotated as DMRT like family A2. Gene Ontology annotation, molecular function: protein binding; RNA polymerase II cis-regulatory region sequence-specific DNA binding; DNA-binding transcription factor activity, RNA polymerase II-specific. Gene Ontology annotation, cellular component: nucleus. The record is from RefSeq and is a predicted model, not a curated record. The coding region runs from base 1107 to 2681 and encodes 524 amino acids. Gene Ontology annotation, biological process: regulation of transcription by RNA polymerase II; germ cell development; sex differentiation. NCBI's taxonomy places the organism in Eukaryota, Metazoa, Chordata, Lepidosauria, Squamata, Natricidae. The transcript is spliced from 2 exons.